AUGGCCGGUAUAAGGAGGAUGAAUGGGAAGUAUUCUGGUGUCAACCCAGCUGUGAGCUGUUGUCGCCUUCGGAAAGUGCAAUCCUUGCUCUGUGGUGGCACUGCAUCUCCAGAUGGCAUACUGUGCUCUCUUGGAAUUGAUAGCCGAUAUAAUGAAGGAUGUACAGAGCUCGCCAAAUACCUGUUUUAUGGACUUUACUGUAGAAAACAGCUCAGUCUCGACCAUGCUAGCGAAGAGUUUUCUGAGGAAAUGCUUGAUGAUGUCAUCUUGUUGAUUAAGUCAGAGUGUGUUCAUCUUUACUGCAACCCUCAGAACUACAGCUAUCUUCUACCCUACAUAUCCCACUGGAGGAAUUUGCACCUCUACUGCAUGACUGAAGCAGAGUAUGAAGACGAAGAAGCUGCAGAAGAAUUUAAAAUCUCCAGUUUUGUCACUAUGGUGCGAGACUGUUACAAUAUUGGUGUACCUUACAGUUCUCGAGAACAUUUCCAAAAGUUUGAUAUGUUUAUGGUUGAAAAAUGGCCCUUGAUUCAAGCAUUUGCAUUAGAGGGGAUUGGUGGAGGAAGCUUUUUUACCCUAAAAUUCAAGCUAUUGGACAUAAGUGAGAAAUUGUGGGAGGUGUAUAACAAGCUGGACCCGGUGUCUCUUGAGCUUUUUCUCUCAGAGGACUUGGUCACAUUUGAGAAGCAAUGGAGCAGCUUUUUCUCCAGCAUGGACCUGGAGAGCCAUUUGUCCAUCCUCGAAUUGUCUGAAGCUCAGGCAGGAGAGUCGUUUCGGACAUACUAUUGCCAUGGACUAAUCUCAAGCAAUAUCACUGUUAAAAGUUACAAUCAGCAACCCUUUGUGCUUUUUGGAACACACAGUUCUUCUGAGGAUUUAGAAAACUACUCAUUCAACUUUCCCUCAGAGAGUCACCAGGUCCGCAACACUGGGCCCCAGGGUUCCACUGCCAAACACAUGGUUCUACAGUGUGUGGCGCCUAAAGGCCCUUUAUCCUGCUCAAGGACUUACUUCUUUGGAAUGACACACGUGCCAUUUCUUGGGUAUGAGAACACACAACAAAAAAACCCUGAUGUUUUAGUUUUGUCCCAGAUUUAUGCAGCACUUGUUCAGGCUGUGUUAUCAGGAAUCAAAUGCUACUCAUCCACCUCUAGUCUGACUAAAGCUAAGGAUGUGGCAGACAAUACCUUUUUAUUGACUUUAGACUCAAUGAAUUUAAGUCAGUACCGCAGUGCUCUGAGGUCUAAAUGUGACUUCAAUAUUCAGGCUGUAGAUAAUCAUGGAAGAGUGAUGCCGCUGAACGUUGAUGGUAGUAGCUCCUGGGUGAAAACGGCCUCUAUGACAGUGCGCAACAUCCCAGACCUGCAGUGGGACCGGGGUGACAUGGGCUCUAUCAUCUUCUCUGAAUCUUUCCUGGAGUCCAGCAUCAACAUUCAACAGAAAGAUGGCACUGUGUCUUCAGAUAGCUGCUACACUGUCCUCACAACGUCAGUGCCUCGCUACGCCUGUUGGCAGCUGGAAUCUGAUGUCAAACAAACCGAAGAAACACUAAAUCUUACAAAGAAAGAAGAUGGCUGCUUGGGUUCUGCUCUGACUGCUGCAGAUGCUGCCUAUGUGCACUCAAGCAGUUAUCUCUCCACACCCGAAGAAGGGAAGAUCGUUUUUUUCUCAGAGGGGCUCAUGUUUAUUCAUUCUCAAUAUGGAAGCAUCACUAUUUCAAGAGAUCACAUCAGCUCUAUUAAGCUAUAUGACUCUGACACUUUAGCCUCUCUGUUUGUGGAGUAUGAGAAAACUCUGCUGCCACAUCUUCCAUUUCCUCUGCACAACUCAGACCAGAGUCUUGUGUUUGCUCUGCAACCUCGAUCCAAGAGCCACAGAGCUUUUUAUUCCAAGGUUUUACCUGUUUGGCAAAACUCAGACUCUGGACUAAAUCUGCAAGUUGUGGACAAAGAACAGUUGGGCUGGACCCAAACAAACAUGCACUGCAGACUCCAAAAGCUUCAUGAGAGUCAGGAGCCUCCAGUGGCCAAACGCAGAGGAAACAUGACGACCUCGUGUUCACAGCUGCCAGAGCUGGACAUGUUUCUCCAGCACUUUGCUUUAAGUACCAUUAGUCAUGAGCCCAUUUUGAAUGAUCACCUAGGGGCACUCUUCCCCUCCACUGAGCUGAGGAAACCAGUCAAGAGCCAAGGAGACAAGGUUGUCAUUACAAUCAUCACCGGACUUCCCAGGAGCCAUAAAAACAGACUUGGUCAAUUUCUGGUGAAUUUCAGUAAAGACCGUGGAAGGUGGGUGGUAUAUGAGGCUGGUUCUGACAGCUGCGACACUUCCACAGCCUCUCACCUCCAGCAGUUCUUGUCUGGUUUCCUGGGGAGCCACGGAGGCCUGAGAGGCAAAGCCCGUCUGCUGCUGAUCUCACCUGGAUACAUGGAUGUUUUGGAUGUGGUCCAGGCCAUUCUCUUCCACCCUGAUCCAGCCAUCCAAGCUCGUUUCACCAUAGGUGCAGUCACAGCCUGCGUUGACCCCCUGGCCUCCUUUAUGGAGCACAGGUUUGCCUUCCCCAAACUAUUAGAGCAAUGGAGCCAAGGUAUUGUGAGUACAGUGGUGUUCACUGGUCUGACAGCGGAGCAGAAGCAUCCUCUCUUGCAGCAUGUUCAGCAGUUGGUACGCUCUGCCAACCCCACCGCUGCCUUCAUCCUGGCUGAGAAAGGAGCUGUCACCAGGAAUGAAGAUGUGAAUAUGAUACUGUCGGACAGCAGCUUUAAUGAAGCGCAGAUGCUGAGAGCGCGUUACGUCCUUUAUCCCGGCUGGUGCAAAGGCCAAUUCUUCACUGGCACCGGGUCCCUGGUCCUCUCUCAGCAGCAAGUGGCAUUCGCUCGGCCCCUGGAGAGGCCUUUAUUUGUCGCCUGCUGCAAAGCAUUAAAGCUUGAUUUGAAACCCAGCCCUUUCCAUGGAAAUAUUUACAAUAUUUCAGGAAAAGUGUGCUUUUCUGAUUCGGACAAAACCAUGGAGGUGACUUACAACACAGUGAGUGGGACCCUUAGCAUUGUUCCUGCUUUGGGCCCAGAAACCAUUUCCUGCUGCCUGGUCUUUGAUGGUGUUGGUCUUAGUGAAGAUCGCCUGAAGGACUGGCUUCGUGCGUGCACUAAGCAGAAACCUGUAAUGAAGACAAAGAAGACCAAAGCUAACCUCACUUCACAAGAAAUGAAUAUGAUACAUGCGACCAGGCAUCUGGAUCCAAUGCCAGCAGGCUAUUUCUACAACGGCCACCAGUAUGUGAACUUUUUUGGGGAGAAAAGAAACCUUCAUCCCAACAUGGACCAAUUCAUUGACGAGUACAUCGCAGAAGCCAACAAAGAAAUUGAGCUUUUCAACCGAGAUCUGGAGUUACACAGGCAGCCCGACCUGUUCGACCCAUGA
Messenger RNA from Knipowitschia caucasica, 3420 nucleotides. NCBI's taxonomy places the organism in Eukaryota, Metazoa, Chordata, Actinopteri, Gobiiformes, Gobiidae. The record is from the annotation of a GenBank genome assembly.